Molecule: messenger RNA, 1089 nt
Organism: Aspergillus oryzae RIB40
Lineage: Eukaryota; Fungi; Ascomycota; Eurotiomycetes; Eurotiales; Aspergillaceae
Product: NAD(P)-dependent alcohol dehydrogenase
Exons: 5
Coding region: 1-1089 (362 amino acids)
Biological process (GO): D-sorbitol catabolic process
Molecular function (GO): L-iditol 2-dehydrogenase (NAD+) activity; zinc ion binding
Source: RefSeq, a predicted model, not a curated record
AUGUUAGCCACGCCGCUUUUAACCCAAUGUAGGAACCCUUCAUUUGUCCUCCGCAAAGUCAAAGACGUCGUCAUCGAAGACCGUCCUAAGCCUGUUCUCAAGGAUCCUGACGAUGUUAUCGUGCACGUUAAGCAGACUGGCAUCUGCGGCAGUGAUGUUCACUACUGGCAAAGAGGCCGAAUCGGCGACUACGUCCUAGCCGGCCCCAUGGUCCUAGGCCACGAGUCCUCAGGCAAAGUCGUGGAAGUCGGUGUCGCCGUCUCACACCUCAAAGCCGGUGACCGAGUAGCAAUGGAGCCUGGAGUUCCCUGCCGUUGCUGCAAUCAAUGUCGUUCCGGUGCUUAUCAUCUCUGCGGUGGUAUGAGCUUCGCCGCUACUCCCCCAUGGGAUGGCACCCUGGCGAAAUACUACGUCAACACCGCCGACUUCUGCUACAAAGUGCCCGACCACAUGAGCAUGGAGGAAGCAGCCAUGGUCAAGCCCGCGGCUGCGAUCGCCAAGACGGCCGACCUCCGCGCUCACCAGACAGUGCUUGUGUUCGGCUGCGGUCCGAUCGGUGUGCUCUGUCAGACGGUUGCGAAGGCGCAUGGCGCGAAAACCAUUAUCGCCGUCGAUGUGUUAGAGGUCGCCAAGUCCUAUGGUGUUGACCAUGUGUUUAUGCCUGAAAAGCCCGAGCCGGGUGCUGACCCCAUUGCGCAUGCAGAGAAGAUGGCGCAGAAGCUGAAGGAAGAGUGUGGGCUGGGUGAGGGAGCUGAUGUCGAGCUUGAAUGCUCGGGUGCGGAACCCUGUGUGCAGAUGGGCGUUUUCGCUGCUCGUCAUGGAGGCACAAUUGUUCAGGCACGUAUGGGGAAGGAGGUUAUCAAUUUCCCGAUUACUGCUGUGUGCACUCGGGGCUUGGUUGUCAAAGGGUCUAUUCGGUAUUUGACGGGCUGUUAUCCCGCUGCGAUUGAUCUGAUUGGAAAAGGCAUUAUUGAUGUUAAGAGGUUGGUUACAAAUCGAUUCAAGUUUGAGGAGGCGGAACAGGCAUUUGAAUUGGUUAAGGCAGGGAGACAGGAUGUUUUCAAGGUCAUGAUUGCAGGUGUUGUUUAA